Messenger RNA from Paramuricea clavata, 15944 nucleotides. NCBI's taxonomy places the organism in Eukaryota, Metazoa, Cnidaria, Anthozoa, Malacalcyonacea, Plexauridae. The record is from the annotation of a GenBank genome assembly.
AACAGGUAUUGGUUCUAACAACAACGGCAGCGACAACGGCACAACCAGUGGCAAAUGUAAGUUUUGGUGUUGUAGUUAUCCCCAAGUCACACGCGGAGCGCGUAGGGAGAAGCCCGUCGCGAGGGUACUAUUUCCGCUUAGGUAUUUAAACACGGGGAAAGGAAAGCAUUAGCGAAGUCUAAAAUUAAUCAAUGAUCGCGCGCGCAUGGCUAUAAGCUACAACCCAAGGAUUGAUUUGUUCGCGGUCUCGUCUAGCGACGAAAAACCUUACCAUAUCUCGGCAAUAGCUUGUGGGUAGACACAUGGCGGUAAACCUUGUGUCCAAUGUCGAAACAGCGACCGGUGCUGAAAAAGUUUUGUCUGUACACUGCUGGCUAGACUCGACAGUUGCGCUGUAUUGGAUUGGCGGUCAAGGCGAAUAUCGACAGUUCGUCGCGAAUUCAGUUAAAACGAUCAAGGAACACAAACGGGCAAAAUGGCACUAUGUGCUUACGAUAGAGAACACGGCAGAUCUGGGGAGUCCAGGCAGAGUUGUUUCGAAGAACGAGUUGUAGCGAGUGGCCCCUAGAUGUUGUACCAGAGUCAAGUUCGGAAGUAAAAGAGCAAUUAAGAGAAGCGUAUUCAUGCUCCAACCUUUACAACUCACUGUCGGAAUCGUGACAAGUUUGACUAUAUAGUUAAUUGAAGCGUACCCUUUACGUAAAGUACUUAGGAUCGGCGCGUGGAUACAUCGAUUUUCCCUAAAUUGUUAAAACCGCCAUGGAACCCGAGAAACUGAUGAGCAGCGCAAAUGGUAGACGAGACGAGUUGAACAGAAUAAGCAAAUAACAGAAGCAGAGAAAAUCCGGUUAAAUCUCCAAGCAAACAACGAUGGGAUACAUCAGCUAGAGUAAGAAUUGAAGAGAACACGUACAGUGUAAAGGAAGAAUUGAAUGUAACUAUCCAUUAUUACUACCCCGUAUCAGCACCUUUACUCGGAGAGUAGUCGAACAAGCCCACUUAAUCACGCUCCAUAGUGGAGUAACAAUGACAAUUGCGAAAGUUAGAGAACGCUAUUGGAUAUACCUAGACUUCAACAGGUAGUAAAACAAGUGAGAAAUAUAGGUGUUGGAGAUGAAAACGUUUCAAGUCAAGGCGUUUGAAGCACCACCACCAGGACUCUUGCCAAAGACAAGAACUCGAGGAUCAACGGCAUUCGAAAUUGUAGGAGUCGAGUUCGCGGGACCAAUACGUUACCAGAAAGGAAAGUAUGAGAAAAAAACAUAUUUGGCAUUAUUUGCAUGUAGUUUGUGUAGAUCGGUACACUUGGAACUGUUGAGAUCGUUGGAAACUGUGGAAUUCAUCACGUGCCUGAAGAGAGUUAUUGCACGACGUGGAAAACCAAAGUUGAUCUAUUCGGACAAUGGAUCAACAUUCAAAGCGACCGACAAAUGGUUAAAACAGGUACAACGUGACGAAAGUUUAAAUGGAAUAUUGAGUGAAUUCCGUAUAGAAUGGAGAUUUAAUUUAGGUCGUGCAGCUGGUGGGGCGGACAGUUUGAGCGUCUGAUCGGACUUUUCAAACGCUCGUUUCAUAAGACCAUCGGCAACGGCACACUGACGUUCGGAGAGCUAGAGGAAGUUGUACUCGACAUCCAGAUUGCGCUGAAUGUCCGCCCUUUAAGUUAUAUUGGAAACGACGUUGAGCUACCAUCAUUGUUAACACUUGACCCAUCUUGCAUAUGAACCCGAGUUAUUCGCUUGAUUUGAAAACCCACCAUGUUGACGACGAAGAAUUACGGAAAAGAGCAAAGAAUUCAUGUGGAGUCGUUGCAGGAAAAAGUGCCUUCGUUUUUUACGAAAAAACAAAUUGAAAAAAAGUCGUCAAAAAAGAGCAAUAUCCACUAGUUGGAAAUGCGGUGAUUGUCCAUGACGGGGAUGAAAAGAAUCGGAAAAAAUGGAGGCUCGCGAUUGUACCGGAACUUAUCAAAGAAAGAGACGGCAGUGUUAGAGCAGUUAGACUCAGGAAGUCGAAGGGACAAUUGGGAAGACCAAUACAGCAUUUGUAUCCGUCAGAACUAGCGUGUAACAAAGCUCAACCCAACCUCGUACUCAGGCUCUUUCCACUACGCGCCUCGCUGGAGGAAAGACCCUGGUGCAGGCUGGUCACGUGUCUCCCAGAUUUUGGAAGAUAACAAUUGGGACUUAUGGGGAGAAGGGAAGGCAAAUGUAGCGUUCGAUUUCAAAACAAUACAAUGAGUGCGAAUAAAGCAACACAAAGGAGUACCUUGAAACAAAGUUUUAUUGGCAUGUAUUUUUCAUAAAAUACGUCAUAACGGCUAUUGUAAGGGACAAAGUUGUUAAUAAGGCCUGCCUGGUCAGACUGGACGUUUGAAAUUAAACUCAAAACCGUCAACUUAGACGAUAGAUGUUCUUCUCUAAGCUCACUCAAAAACACAGUCUCGGGUUUAGUUCUACAUAUCAACAAGAAAAGGCAGAAUCCUCAGAAAAUUGCUAUUGAGUGUUGUAUUCAGUAGAACAUUUGUUUAACCAGAAUCAUGAUGGGCUAUUAAUUGAUAUUUGUGAGCGAUUAUAAAAUAACCGCUGUUCCCGUAAAGUACCAUGUGGUCGAUUUGCCAAUUUUGUUGAAUUGAACAUCUUCAAUGAAGAAUAAAUAAGUACAUUAAUAUACAGACUUUUUAGCUCGAUAUUAUCUCUAAUAAAUGCUAUAUUUUGGGUAUUUAUAGGAGCGUAAUGCGUAUUUAUUUACAAUCAAUUGCAUGUCUCCCCAGUGAAAAAUAUGAUCAACGUUUACAUAAAAUUGUAUACUGCCUGUGCUCUAGCUUGCUUUAGAGCUGGUUGAAAACUUUGUAUUCUGUUUUAGACUUUCCUUUAAAACUUUUAGCAUGUUCCGACAGAUAAGGCAUACAAGUAAGGUACAAUAUAUUUCUAAAGUUUGUACCUUAUUGCGCGCAGUCAAAUUUAAAUUAAUGGGAUUUAUCUGACAAACACCUGGUCUGGAUGUUUGUUUAAAUGAGAAGUCAAACGGCUGAGUCAAAUUUGCAGCAUUGCGCUUAAACUUCUUCGCUUCAUAUUUUCUUUACAGUUUUAAACAUACAGUUUUAAAAUAGCAAGUUUAUUUACUCUCUAUUGCCUUAUGUAGCUUAUGUUUUCCUUUGCCUGCCGUUUGUCUUCUAACGUAUGAACGCCAAGCUGAGACUCCCUAUUAAAAACAUGUGUGCAUGAAGAUUUAAAAUACAUUUUGUAAUACUAUUAUAUAAUCCCCUGAGUACUGUCUUAUUGAAACAUGGGGAAAUAGACAUACUAUCGAUACUUAUGUGCACACUAUAUAAUAUAUUUUCUUACUGUUAUUUCUAUAUGCAUGUGUCGUGGUAUCGAGCCGUUUCACUUAUGAUUACAAUUUACGGCAUUUACAAUAAACUCGUUGUUGGCUUCUAAGUACUAGGCAAAUGUUCUUUGCUUGUCUUUGAGUAUAUUACAAAUCCUUUCCUAGUACUUCUUUGCGGUUUUCCCAAUAUGAAACUGAAAGACUCCAGUAUGUACAUCUUGCGUAGCGACGUCGCAGAUGCAAUCCACAAAGAAUACAAAUACAAAGACAUCUCACCCAUUGAUUUUGCAGCACAAGCUCUUGCUAUCAUACACACACUCUGAAUUUUAUCGAAUUGAUAUCAGCAACUAGAUCGGUAAAACUAACUUAGCCCCCCAUCCUUAUGUAAAAUUUUGUUAUCUCCCAAAAUCUGGGAGACACGUGACCAGCCUGGACCAGUGUCUUUCCUCCAGCGAGGCGCGUAGUGAAAAGAGCCUAGGUACGAGGUUGAGCUCAACCGGAAUCCUCGUUGAAUCCAGCCAUUGUUGAUUUCCAGCCAAGAAGCAAGAGAACCGCCGAAGGGGUCGUGGAAAUACGAUACAUGGCAGCAGAAGACGAAAACGAUUAACUCAAGUCCUGAGCUGUUAUUACUUCAUGAUAACGUAAACUAGGUUUACAUUGAGUUCAGGUUUUGUUAAUUUAAGACAUAAUCACGUUAAUAUAAUAUAAUCAAUAUAUACUCAUAUACUCUAAACGUCUAAAGAAACAGUCUUGAACUGUGUUCGCACUAGCAUGUACACCUCUUUGAGGAUGUACAUGUGGGAGUGUUAGGGACUGGAUACUAUAGAAAUAUUAGAAAUGAUUAAUGUGACGUCACAGCCUCGUGGCAACUGAAAAAAUGUCGAAGUAAAUGUGAUAAAACCCGAGCGCUAGCGAGAUAUAGGCCUACCUUGUGUAGUUUACAUAUAUAAUUAAUAAAAUAUACUAAAGUGCUGUGACGUCGUCGGGCACUACUACUUAAACGGAGGCGAAUUUUUCGAGAUUCUUUCGAUAUCAAUGCAGUCUAGUAAUCAUGAUUUUUUCUGUGUUGGUGUUAUGUACUCAGGUGAAUAUGAUGUUUGUGAUGUUACUUUGAGUGUAUAUCCUCACCGAGCAAGCUUGAAAAUUAUGCCUGGCCACGGUGGGAAUCAAACAGACGACCUUUGGAAUACAACCUCAAUUGCUCUGAAAACUGAUCGAUCCGGUCAUGUUGGUUCGAGUAUGUGACAUUUCGACUCGAACCGACCUGACCUGAACCGGUAGCUCAGUUGGCAGAGCACUGCAUGGGCUAGUAUUCCAAAGGUCGUAGGUUCGAUUCCCACCGUGGCCAGGCAUAUUUUUAAAGCUUUCCGGGUGUGGAUAUACACUCAGAGUAACAUCACAAACAUCAUAUUCUGAUUAUAUUUACAUGAAAUAAUAACCCGAGUCUCUGGGCCUGAAGUUGAUCACUUGACCGUUGGGAUCACUUGAAGCGCGAACCAAUGUGCCAAUUGGAGAAUGCGCAUAUACUUUUCGAACGAAGGAAGAGGCUAAACAUAUGAAAAUUGCAACAAAACGUUUAUUAUUUUCGCUUUGAUUAAAGUUUUGACUAAAUCUGGACGGCUUGUUUCAUAUUUCUACUACGGUUUGAGCUUCUACGAGUGAUUGCGGUUGAAGUAUUCAACAUGGCGUACAAAGUCACUGAAGCGGGGAAGGAGUUCGAUUCGUAGUAGUCGUAAACACAUUUUGAAUAUUUCACAACAUAAAGGUUAGCAUGGGCGUACCGGGCGGGGGGGGGGCAGCAGCCCCCUCCCCAGUUUGUUGGGCAGUCGGGCAGUAUUCGCUGAACAGUCGGGCAAUCUUGGUUUAUUACAAAAAAAAAUGGGACAAAUUCUGUAAAUUUUGUGGUCAAUUUUGUGAUGUUUCGAAAAUUUUUGUCAGGUUCCGAAAAUUUUUGGUAUGUCCGAAAAAUUUUUUUGACCCCUAAAAUGGUACACUGACCGAAAUUUUUUUGGGGACGGGGGGGGAGGUCGCCAAAAUAAAUCCGAAAAAAAACUUUUCGGUACUUGUCGGGCGAAAUCCGGACAAGUCGGGCAAAUUUCUUUCCGCCCCCCUAAAUUUUUCCUUCCGGUACGCCCAUGAAGGUUAGUACUGCAUUAAAUUAUUAUUGAGGUAAGGAACACGUUGUAACUUGUAACUUAUUGUUUGCCUAAAAAUGUUAACGAUCGGUUUAAUUCUAGCGACUCAAGAGACCAAAAUGUUUGCACACUUGACCGUCCCAAAACAACAAAUGUUCGAUCACACUUUCGUUUUACAAACCAAACAUUAAUGUUGUUUGGCGCAUAAAAGAAAAACAGUUGCGGUUUGAAAUACUGAUUUUUCACAUUUCAAAGGUUUUCGAAGCUUUAAAAAGUAAUUUUAAGUACUAUACACUGUUGUUCAAGUGUCUUAUUGGAGUUUUUAACUACAAUAUAUUGAUGCAAGUCAAUAUAUUUAAAGCAACUUUGCUUCAACGACGAGGUCGUCUAACUGCCUCACAUUUCCGGAUAGCAAUAAAAUAAAGAGAAAAUAAAAAAAGAAAUUUCCUUCUGUUAAUGACUGCAUGUGUUAUGACUGUAUUCAUGUGUUCAGUCAGGGGACUUAUUUGUUAACACAGAAGACCCAUGGUUUGGUGCAAUCCAGACUGCUUGUUAUAUAAAAUUUUAUGCCGAGCCAACAUCAUAGGGAACAGGUGAGGUGAAGUGCCCAUUUUCAAAAAUGCAGACUGACUUCUAAAUUAUGAACAUGGCAUUUCAAUUUGUUGUUCUGUACAAUCAAUAAUUACAUUGCUAUUCGGGUAGAUUUUUUUUUGAAAGACUGUGGCAACAGCGGCAUUGUUCGUUGUAUAUAAUGACGUGAUGCCCAGGGCUCCUGACUCAUGAUAGAGAAACUCUAACCAAGUAGCCCACAUACGGGAAACAUGUGCUUCUGAAAUGCCAAAUCGGUGAGCAAUGUCAACCUCCAUCAGAUCACGACAUUGACCUUUUUCGCCCCAGCUUUUUUUUUCUACUGAGUAUUCUACAUUGGUACCCAAACGGUCAAACCGGCAUAAGUUAAGAAAUUACAUGCUGGUCGCAGAAAGUCGAAGAAAUUUUAAAUGUUGCAUAUAAAUUUUGAGGAGCUGUAUAUAGACCUGUAUAGAAUUUAAAAUGUGUAUUACUGGCAAGUAUAUUCGUAUUUAGAUGCAUGAUAAUGCAUAAUAUUUUGUUUGUUAACUGCAUGUUCAGUUUUUAAUUUUUCAUUGGUUGACUCUUGUGCAUCAAUGCCAGUCGUUUGUUGUUGAGAACUGGUUUCUUUCAGUAAUAGCCUCACUGCAGUUAUCUAUAUGUUCCCUGCCUUGGGUACUCUUUACAAUUUGUCUACACGAUGUUUUAACGACAUUUGGCAAUGCACUAAAAGAUUUCUUUCCACCGGAAAAGUAUAAGAAAAAUAUUUUGUGGCGUUUCAUAAAAGGUUCACUUUGUAUUCUCAAUAAAUUCAGUCAUUUUUCCUUUAAGCUCGAAUCCAUAGAAAAUUUAUGGAAGGAUAAUUCCGGAUUUUUAACACUCUCGCUUACAAGGGGUCGUUCCCCUGUACAUUUUAUCUUUAGUCACGUUUCCGUGUCACUUGCCAUAUUUAUCCAAACAAUCUGCAAACCAAACAGCUGGAACCGUUCCAAAAUAUACUCGAAACAAGUCAGGUUGCUUUAAAUUUGACUCGCAUAAAUAUGUUGUAGUUAAAAACUCCAAUACGACACUUGAACGGCAGUGAAUAGUACUUAAAAGUACUUUUUAAAUCUUUGAAAAAUUUUGAAAUGUGAAAGAUCAGUAUUUCAAACAGCAACUGUUUCUAUCUUACGCGCUAUACAACCUCAAUGUUUUGGUUUAUAAAACGAAAGUUUGAUCAAACAUCUGUUGUUUUGGGACGGCCAAGUGUGCAAACAUUUUUGUCUCUCGAGUCGCUAGAAUUAAACAGUUCGUUAAAACGUUUAGGCAAACAAUAAGUUACAACAUGUUCCUUACUUCGAAAAUAAUUUAAUGUAGUUCUCAUCUUCAUGUCGUGAAACAUUAUUAUUCAUAAAAUUGUUUACGACUACUACUAAUCGAACUCCUUCCCCGCUUCAGUGACUUUGUACGCUAUGUUGAAUACUUCAACCGCACUCACUCGUUGAAGCUCAAACCGUAGUAGAAAUAUGAAACAAGCCGUACAGAUUUAGUCAAAAAUUUUAAUCAAAGCGAAAAUGAUAAAAGUUUUCUUGCAAUUCUCACGUGUUUAGCACUUUCCCUCGUUUGAAAAGUAUAAGCGCCAUCUUGAAAAAUUAUGUUGUGUAACUAAACUACCAUGAUGCUUUGCGCAUUCCACAAUUGGCUGAUUAAAAUGUGUUCGUUUCAACAUGAGCCAAUUUAUGUAUGUACAUAGUAGUAAUAAUCAAUGAGAAAUUGUCCGACAGUCUUUCGUGAAUAACUUCUCUUGGAUAACCCUCGCCUAACAUUAGUUAGUACGCAUACAGCGCACCAAACCAGUCAUUGGCACAAAUAAGAAUAAGAACGGGUACAGUAGAUGGAAUUUUUUUCUCGGUAACAAACGAUUAUUCCAACAUUGUUUCGAUAUUUGUCAAAGCGAGAGCCCUUAUCGCAUAGGCGUCGAAAGAUCGAUAAUAAGUGGGCGAAGUCAUAUUCAUACAUUCGUGUUCACAGACCUUAAAGUGCAUAUGACAUAUUUUUUUUUAUUUUCUUAAAUGAAAGAACUCUAAGCUGUAUUGCAAUUUAUUUUUCAGUUUCUUGUUUAUAUGGUUUGUUCCCGAGAUAUUUCGAUUUGUUUGGUACGUAAAUGAGUGUGAAUAUGUCCGCUAAUUUAUGACGUCACGUUGGAUGCAAGCUCUUCAAAAUGGUUGAAUAUCGAUCACGGCUAUCAUCCAAUAUAAUAAUUUCUAACUUCACUCACUGAUAAAUGUGGUGAAAUACUGGAGAAAAACCUGAACCGAUAUUUACAGUUUUUAGAGUUAAUAAAUUGAUAACCAGUGUAAGUUGAGCUUGCAACCAACGUGACGUCAUAAAUUAGAGAACAUAUUCACACUCAUUUACAUACCAAAGAAACUGAAAUAUCUCUGGAACAAACCAUGAAAACAAGAAACUGAAAAAUAAGUUACACUACAGCUUAAAGCGUUCUUUCAUUUAAGAAAAUAAAAAAAUUCAUGUCAUAUGCACUUUAAAAACAAUCGAUUUCAAAAGAAGCAAGACGCCCACUCGGCGUUAACCUCGGGUCGGUGGGUAGGGCAUCGUCUGGUAAAUAUGCAAAAAUCAUGUAAAUCACAAUAGUUUAAUAGUUCACUAGUAUAUAAAAAAUGGUGAAUCAGUCAAUCAAAGCUCCGUUUUAACAUUUUAUUAAUAAUAGUUAAACACAGGAACAAUUUAGAGAAUUUACUAACGCAAUUAUUUAACUGUAUUUAUUCAAUAUUUGGAAUAUUUUGUGGACGAGAGAAUGAUAUACAUAGCUACUUCAUUACUCCAUCUUGUGUUUAGUAACACUAACAGACAAUAUUAUCAGUCUAUUUGUUGAUUGCACAUAGCAGAACGAAAAUAUAUUUUAAAAAUAAUUUAUAUCAAAGUACCGAAAAUAUAAUUAGGUGCAUAUAACUGCUCCAUCAUUAGUAAUAGUUGUACCAUAGUCAAAGAAUGUAAUGAGUGAACAGUUUGUAAAAUUGUUGUAAGAACCAUCCAUCAAAUGCUUAACAGUAUCAAACAAGUGAAAGUUGGCCGCGGUAUUCCCAUGCUAUGCAUGCGAAGUAUUGUACAUUAUAUCAACAUAUACUCGAGAAUAGUUAUCCAGCUAAACAUGUAUGUCAAAAUUAUCACAUCUUCUGGUUUUUAUUUUGUGCAUGGACAGCUUCGGGUUCCGCUUCGCUUUGGCCGAUGCUUCAAAUUUUCCGGAUGUGCACUUAUUUACCGGAAGUUGUCGUCUCCUCCGCAGGCUCUUCGACUACGCGCGCGGCUUGACACAAAAUGAAAAAAAAAUAGGAACCGAAUUUAUGACCUCAGUGUCGUACCGACCCGAGGUAAUUAAUAAUGCGAAACACGAAUAUAUGAAUGUCCCCCCCCCCCCCACAUAUCGAUCUUUCGACGCCUAUGCUUAUCGCAUUGACCUUUGCUCAGCGUAUUCGUUGUUGAUACAUGAUUGGUAAGUUAGCGUUUCAUUCGAUUUGCACGUGCUGAACUUUGGACUAUAGCUUGGAUAUCUAUCGCCUUUUUGUGGCUCCAUGUUCGCGUCAAGCCUAUCUCGUCAUUAUGCAUGGGUUUAUAAUCACGUUUGAAGAUGAUGAACUUCUUGUCCCAUUAACUUCAAUCUAUAUAUUGUUAUAUAUAAUUAACAAUUAUACCAUGAGCUUGAGUCGUAUAUGAGCUGAUAGCCAACGAGGUGCGUAGCAACGAGUCGGCUAUCAGCCACAUACGACGAGAGCGAAUGGUAUAAUUGUUUUAUAAUAUAGUUUAAUAGCCAUUAACAGAAGCAAUAAUGAUUAUCCUCUGUUACAAUGUCUUGACAUUUGACAAUCUGUUCGGCAAAAAACCGCUUGGCCUUGAAAAUUUUAAAUACGUUUGUUUUACAACUCGAAGACGAAGUGAAAGAAAUAGUUUUAGAAUCGAUGUAUCUUGCAGAAAAGCUCAGAUAUAUUCUACAGAUGUUUGGUAGUAUAGUAAGUGCUUGUUGACGGCAAAUUAAUUUGUCUUUCGUUGCAAACUUUUCUGAACAAUUUAUAUUCUCAAUGAACAUGUUUUAUUCGCUGUUGUUUCGGUAUUAAUUCUUUAAAAAACUUGUAUUUAAUUAAGCUAAUUUCUAUGUAAUAAAUGUAUUUUGCUAACCUUUCGAAUUUUUUGAGAGUUUUUCUAGUACUAUUAUUUUUCUCAAAGCGAAUAUUUUCCUUUUUUCUGCUUCGCAAAACUCAUGUAGUUUUGGACCGCCAUCGAUGUUUUUCGCUACUCGCCGUAUAUGAGCUGAUAUAGGGUGAGUAAUUCAACCAAUCAGAUUGCAGAGCAGCUCAUAUACGGUGAAUGAUUAUAUUAUAAAUGUGUUUAGUCGUUUGCCUAGAAACACCAUGCAAAGUUGCCGUGUGAAAAAAAUAAUAAUAGCCAAUGUUGCGAAGAGUUUCAAAGCCAUAUUGAAGAAGAAAAAAAACAAUAAAAAUUCGUAAGACAAAUAUUUUCAGAGAGCUCAAAACAAUAUAUUAAAUGGUUAAAAAUUAUAUCACAGCGAAGAAAUCGCUAAGCAUGACAAAACGAGAGAACAGUAUUCAAAGAUUUUAGAAAAAAAAUAAAAUUUGCUGGGUGGAUUGUACGGAAAAAGUUUGCAGAUCAUUCCAGACAUGGAAGAAUGCUGAGUUUGGAAGAAAGAACUUUGCUUUUUUACAGUAUAUUACCUUAGAGAAGAACUGCUUUUCGCCUAUAUUUAUUCCAUGGAAUGUACUCAGCCUAGACCAAUGUCCAUUAUACGACUCGCUUUGGUAAUUUUGGUUAAGUUUGAGCUAAAAUUUUGGUAACUAUAAUGUCAAAUGUGAAACGAAAGCAAGCAGUUACCAAAUUCUAGCCCAACACUGACUAAACUUGGCAACUAAGCCGAGGAAAGGGCAUCGAUCUAGGAUUCUAUUUCCUGUCGUAUUCUGAAGCUUAUACAAAGAUAGCAUUUUCAAAAAGCAAAAUCUCCAACCUGAAUGUGUGGCUGCUGGUUAUUGGUCGCACAAUUUAGAACAAUUACAUUGCAAGUAAAGUAUAACCCACUUUUCGUGGGUAAUUUUCACGUUAUUCCAGAAGUAAAGUAAGGAAGAUAUUUUGUUUUUUAUAGCGACUUGUCAGUCGACUACAAAUCUCCGAAGUAGCAGUGGGACUAUAAGAGGACCGGGAUACCCUGGCAAUUACCCAAACAACGCCGUGUACUGUUGGCGUAUCUACGUUCCAACAAAUUAUGCGGUUAAACUCAAUAUUAAUACGCUCAACAUGGAGGUCUGUACCGGAUGCAAUUGUGACUCAAUCGAGGUGUUCGAUGGUUACUCCGAAUUAUCAUCAAGGAUUGGAAAAAUCUGUUCAAAAAGUUUGUUCGCAAAAUCUUCUGGGCAGUAUCUUUUUGUGAAGUUUACAUCAGAUGCUACAGGAACAGGGACCGCCUUCACAGCGUCCUACUACAGACUGGCUAAAGGUAAGGGUAAUGUUACUCAAAUUCCAGACUCUAAAAGGUGCCCGCGGAAGAGAAAUGCCCUUGCAGUGGGUAUAAGAUUCAGCCAUACCGUAUUUUUAGGAUACAGUUAAUAUAAUAAUUAUCCAAUGCUUCUAUACUAAAUAUAUGCUUAAGCCAGUCUCACAGCCAGUCUUUUAUAAGUAUCUGAGAAAUGUGGCGCAUAAUGGGAACGAUGAAGAAAACUUGACAACCGUCAAAUCACAAACAAACAUGGCGCACGCAGUAAUGUUAGAUACAAUGAGUGAUCAUGGAAAUGCGAUUUGGCAGGAAUUUGAACUGUUUCGGGGAAGAAUGCUUUAAAUGGUUCCUUAAUUAUAACUUCCGAAUUAUUUUGAUUAUAUUUAUUUACCUACACAAAAAACAACGGAAGGUAUUGAUUUUCUGUAAUACGUACGCGCAGGAUCUGUGUUAACAAAUGUGCAAACCGAGUCAGUUAAAAUGUAGAUAGUCUAAAAGUGUUGGUUUCAUUGGAUAAAUGUGCCACUUGAGAAGUAAACAUGAAUGACUAAGAACACCAUUUUUAACAAGCUUCUGUAAUACAAAUUUAUUUCCUAACAAUUAAUUAGUUUUGAGCAUACCAAGAAUUUAAUCAAUUUCGAUUCAAGCCUAUAGGAUUGGAUUAACACAACGUAUCUGGUAGUAAUCGUUCAUGCAGCUGGAUAUUUUAUUCAUGAAUUAUUAAUGAGUUUCAGAUUAGUUCAUAUAAACUAAUAUAAUAAUAUUGUAGUAUAUAUGUUGUAUGCAAAGAAUGGAUUCGUGGUUUCCCGCUCCAUAGCUUGAAACACCUUUUAUGUGUGGCUGGCUUAGACAAAUUUUCGGCAAAACGUUAGAGACAGUGAAUUUGAAACAUUUCUGAGGAAAGAUGCCCACGCCAAAGCAAGGCUGUCAUUCAAUUUGUCUGACCUAUCAGCCACCCCAAAAAACAUACUGCAAACAUAUAUGCGAAUUGCGAUUCUAUAAUAAUUUACAACGUUUAGCGGUAAAAAUAUAAUUCAGAUAAAAAAUCCUUUGAUCUCCCACUCUCGCCACACAAUCGAACUGCUGAUAUGAUUCGUAACAUUCCCGUAUGCACAGGUCUACCAAAUCAAAGUUGAAGAAAGUUAAUGAGAAUGCAUUAGAGAGAAAGUAGAAGCUCUCAUCACCUCUCGUUAAUUCUUAUCUUCGUUUGACCGAAACUUUAGAAAUUAAUUUAAACUGAAGUGGUUGAUAUGCAAACCUGACGCCGUUAGAUUGCUGAAUUGAUGUAAUUAUUCUGCUUGGAGCUGUGCCUGGGUCUCUGCUGCAUUUACAGUAAUUUUAAACGAACAUUGCAAGUCUAAGUAAGAUGUACAAUUGGCUGUAAAAAAGUAUUUCAAUGGUCUUAUGCCUGCAUUUAUUUGUGAGAAAUAAAUAUUAAGUAAUGUUUCAAACUUGAUAAUCUGGAAAAAACGAGAAUUCAACUCCUAAGUAAAUUUGUUUCAGCCUUAAACGACAGGUCAGACAAACCAAGGCAGCACGAUAUACGAAUUAAAUUUUUAAAAGACAUCCCAUGUCAUAAAUCGUAAUUCCAAAACUCAGUAAUAAUUUGUAAGCGUAUUAGCAAAUCACGUCAACCAUAAUAUGUAGCAUGAAGGGAUUAUACCUAAUAUAACUCAUCUUCAUUGGUAAUCUUUACAUAAAAGUCUAUCCUAAUCACUAUUCUUCAUAUAAAGACCGCAUCUAUAGUAGUCGUGUAUGAAGUAAUUCGAAACACUUCUUCGUGUUUAAUCAUAUCUAAAAUGUUUGUCGUGCGCACUGCAUUUUAUAUGUUACGAUAAAUACUCCUACGCGUGUUUUCAAUGGUAUAAAUAAAGUUGCAGUGAAUUAAUUUUGAACUAGGAUACAUUUUGGUCCAGUUCCAGGACUGUAUAUUAUCCAUGUAUGAUCAUAGUUGGCAUAAUUCCCGAAGAAUAUGAAUGAAUUAUUUACCUCAAAGAGGAGUAAAAAAUAAUAUUUCAAAACGAUGUACAGGAGAUUACCUAAAAGGGUUUUAAAUUCCAGUGCAUUUUGAAAAGAAGAGCUUUAUUAAUGCACGCCACUUUCAAAUACAGAUAAAGUCCGAAGGCGAGAAUUCGAACUGACUUUUCUGAAACAUUGUAUUUAACAUAGUUUAAAGUUCCUAGAACUUUAGAAAAAAUUAAAAGUGUUCUCUGGGAUGUCUUCCUGACACUAAUUAAUAAGAUAUUGAAUAACAAACGUGUGCCCAAAACAAUGCCCAAAUCGCACUAUUUCGAGCUGUAAUCGCAUUAUCUUGAGCUUUGCUUCCAUUUAUAAACCAUACGUAUUAAAGUUGUGACCUUAGCUAGCCAAUUAAAGGCCGAAAGUGUAGAAUUCACUUAGGCAGUCAAUGUUAAGAAAGAUCUCAUCUGACAAAUUGAGCAAAAUAAACAAAUCAUAGUAUUGCCAUCUUGGCUUUUUUUGGCAUAUAAAAAUAAAAUAAAUUGUAGAUUAAACUGUUAAACAAUUUUAAAUAAUUUUUCACAAAUAGGUAUGGGCAUAUUAGGAACGAAAUAUUUGCGAAACAUGCCAAAAACAUAAUGAUUUUUAAGACGUUCUCUGGUUGAAAUUUUUUUAUUCACGAGCUUUCGGUUGCCAGACUGCAGCCUUCAACGGGUAGUUAUAAAAUACAGUGAUUACAGACGACUAUACGGUUUACAAUUACAGAUCGAAGCAUACGCCUACGCUACGUCUACACUGUAAAUUUACGGUUAACAAAUUACAGUGACAAACAGAUAAGUGGAAGUGAUAGUUCCGCCUAUAUAUACUCUGAUAAAAAAUUUUCUAUUUCUUUAAUAAAAAACGGUAUUGUUCCGGUAAAUGUUUGGAAUUAUUGUCUGCGUUAGCUGUGAGUGCGGUGUGCCAAGAUUCCAAUGUAGCUCUGUGGCGGUAGUUUGCCUUGUCGAUAAUCUUGCCAUUGUCAAAAUCAAUUUUAUGGUCAUAAGACCAGGCAUGAUUCGCAAUAUUUGAACCCGCUUUUUGUUUCUCGACAUUCUUCACAUGUUCUUUUUCCGUGUGAUAAACGCUCUACCCGUCUCACCGAUGUAGCUCCACGAACAAUCGGCGCAAUUUAUUCGAUAUAUCACAUUUGUUUGUUCUUCGGAUGGUGGUCUGUCUUUCGGUGAAGGGAGCAUUUGUUCAAGUGUGUGUAUAGGUUUCGCUGUUGUUUGGAUGUUAUAAGGCUUGAGGAGGCGUUUGAGGGGUUCUGUUAGGCCUUUGCUGUAUGGAAAAACCGCGUAACCAACUUUCGUGGUGGGAUCAACUCUUUCAAAAAAACUCUCGAACAAGUUCUUCAGGGAAGGUGUUUUUUGUUGUCUCAAAGCUCGUUUCUUUUCCACUUCUGCCAGGAACUUCUGUGGGUAUCCAUCUCGUGAAAGCUCGUGAAGAAAAAAAUUUCAACCAGAGAACGUCUCAAAAAUCAUUAUAUUCAAUCCUGGUCGCACUUCCAGCAUAUUUAAAUGCCAAAAACAGCUUAAUAAAACGAUAGGCAAAACAACUAAACAUGCAAGGUAAUUCGUAAUUUCGUAUAUAAUUUGUGGUUGUUUGAGUGAACAAAACCGCACAAAAACCUUAUCAAAUUGCCAAUAAAACCUAUAUAGUAUGCUUAAACGUAUAUAAGUUGCUUUUUACUCUUCACACUUGAUAUAUCCAGAAUAAUAUAUAUCAGAAUUAUAUAGUAUUGUGCAUGCGCAUAGUUGUCAACUUAAUUAGGCCUUCGGUAUGCAUGAAUGACUUCUAUAUAUAAAUUGUUGUUAGUUAAAAAUACAAGCUUCUAUAAACACGAUCUGUGUGUAUGAUAUGUUUUGAGGUCGUAACAUUGGCGACGAGGAUGAAAAGUCGAGCCAAAUGGUAAAGCAAGCGAACUUUCAUAUUGUAUAGCGAAAUCGUUGGGUAAAACGGCAGAUAAAAGCGACAAACAAAUGCCAUGUCUAUCGACGAAGGGGAAGCGAGUAAUUAUCGAAACUAGAAACUUAAAAACUAAGCCAUUUACACCAAAAGACGACCGGAUCACAACAGGGAAAGCGUGGGACGACUGGUUAGAGGGAAUCGAGCGAGAAUUUCGAUAUUUUAAAAUCAGUGACCCGACAGACAAGAAAGACGCUUUAAUUAUUUAUGGCGGCAAAGAAGUAGCUACACUGGAGAAAAGCCUACCGAAUCCUGCAACGCAACAAGAUGAAUACAAGAAAUUAAAAACGAAACUGAACAGUUAUUUCACGCCGAAAAAGAAUAAACAUCACGCCAGAUAUUUAUUUUUAAAGCUUCGACUGAACCACGGACAAACGAUAGCAGCAUACGCAACUCGACUAAGAGAAACGACUGCGAAUUCGAAGGCAACGCGGACGAACGAAUAUUGGAACAUUUAA